This is a messenger RNA of Bactrocera latifrons, 333 nucleotides long. RefSeq lists its product as uncharacterized. The record is from RefSeq and is a predicted model, not a curated record. The transcript has a single exon. Lineage: Eukaryota; Metazoa; Arthropoda; Insecta; Diptera; Tephritidae. The coding region runs from base 1 to 333 and encodes 110 amino acids.
AUGUCUAGGCAAAGAAGCCAAACCAGUAUUGAAUUCAGAAAGUUGGUUAUAAAGCGUUCCAACGAUGGAAAAUCCGUGCGUGAACUUGCUGAAACUAUUGGCAGAAGUCGUUCUACUGUCCACGAUAUAAUUAAGCUCUUCAAAACCAACAAACAAGUGGAAAACAAGCUUAAAGCUGCGCGCAACAAGAUUUGUACCGAUGCAGAUAAUCGAUACCUGUUACGAAAGGUUAAAGAUAAUCCUUUCCUUAACGCUCCAAAGUUAGCCGUUGUAGCUGAAAAUGAGUUGGGGAAGAAAUCUAGUGCAUCUACUAUUAGAAAUCUACAUCAUUAA